Sabethes cyaneus is the source of this 6290-nucleotide messenger RNA. It is a transcript of the gene Nup98-96, whose product is annotated as nuclear pore complex protein Nup98-Nup96. The record is from RefSeq and is a predicted model, not a curated record. Gene Ontology annotation, molecular function: structural constituent of nuclear pore. The transcript is spliced from 6 exons. Gene Ontology annotation, cellular component: nuclear pore cytoplasmic filaments; nuclear pore. Gene Ontology annotation, biological process: protein import into nucleus; RNA export from nucleus; post-transcriptional tethering of RNA polymerase II gene DNA at nuclear periphery. NCBI's taxonomy places the organism in Eukaryota, Metazoa, Arthropoda, Insecta, Diptera, Culicidae. Bases 325 to 6015 code for a protein of 1896 amino acids.
GUGCUGCACUGCAAGUUAAAAUUUUUUGAAAAAUCGAAGAAAUUAAUCACUCAUACGAAAAACUGAUGGAAAUUCUUUGUACAUAAGUGACAGUUUUUGUGCAUAAGCGAUUUUAUUAUAUAAACACAGUGAAUUGCUUAAGUUUAGGAUCAAAAAUUACGUGUAUAGUUUUCGCUUUCGUCGCACUGCCGAGCGCAGUUUUCUUUCCAGUCGCAAAUCCAGGUUAUGUUGGCGCGUUUUUGUUUUUGUGCUGAAACUUUACAGCUACUGAGUCUAUUUACGAAACGAGAAGUUUAAGAUCCACGGUAGUUUUUAGUUUUAAAAAUGUUUGGCGCUAAGCCAACUGGAUUCGGACAAGCAAGCACGGCCGGCGGGUUUGGAACAUUCGGAACAAAUACGGCAACCGCUAGCCCUUUCGGUCAAACCAACACGUUCGGGAAACCUGCAACCGCAGGAGCUUUCGGUGCGACCCCAGCUUUUGGACAAAAUGCGAAUACUUCUUUAUUUGGCCAAACGCAGCCAGCGACUGGACUGUUCGGAGCUAGCACCAGUGCUGCGCCUGCUUUCGGAGCUCCUGCGACAACCCAAUCAGGGUUUGGAACUUUCGGCCAACCCCAACAACAACCAACAUCUUUAUUUGGAACACAAAAUAACACCACUGCUAAUACUUCGCUAUUUGGUACUAACAAUAACAACUCGGCUUUCGGAGCAGCAAAGCCUGCCGGGUUUGGGGGAUUUGGUCAAACUGCACCACAAGCUUCUUUGUUCGGACAAGCCAGUACUAGUCAGACUACAACAGGAGGAUUUUUUGGACAGAAUGCUCAAAGCGGAGGUUUGUUUGGUGCGCCGAAAACUGCUUUUGGCGCGACAGCCCCAGUUGGUGCUGGCAAUGGAACCGCGGUGGUUAAAUACCAGCAAACUCCGUCGACGGAUACUCUUGUCAAAAAUGGACAGACAAAUACAGUUCAAACAAAGCAGCACUGCAUAACUUUCAUGAAAGAAUAUGAAAAUAAGUCCGUUGAAGAACUUCGCUAUGAGGAUUACGCAGCGAACCGGAAAGGUCCACAAGCGGGAUCAGCCCCAGGAGGAUUUUUCGGUGCAACAACUGUCGCAACACCGUUUGGUGCAACUGCGACGCAACCUCAGUCGUUGUUUGGACAGGCUACAACAUCUCAACCUAGCACAGGAUUGUUCGGUACUACAACUAAUACUUUUGGACAAACAACUGCUCCUGCCUUCGGAGCUAACCAAAAUACUGGAUUUGCAAAACCGUUCGGAAGUGCCACCACUAGCAGUGGAUUUGGCUUUGGACAAACUAAUACCAAUACAAUUGGUGGAUUAGGAGCAAACAAGCCAGCCUUUGGUGCCACCACUGGUCUAUUUGGUCAAUCUGCCGCUCCAGCUGCGAAUACAUUUGGGCAACCGUCUACUUUCGGCGGAUUUGGAACGCAGAAUCAACCACAGCAAGCUGGAAGUUUGUUUUCGGGGACUGCAACUAGCACUGCCCCGGGUACGAGUGCAUUCGGUGGCUUGGGUACUCAGACAACACAAACUGGCUUUGGAUUCGGCUCGAACACUUCCACAAUUAGCGCUGGAGGAGGAUUGUUUGGUGCGAAACCGGCAACCAAUACUUUCGGAACAUUAGGUAGUAGUUUUGGACAGAACACGACCUCGACGGCGCCAGCGUUUGGUGGAUUUGGGACGAACACAAGUACAGCAGGAUCGCUAUUCGCUAAUUCCUUCAACAAGCCAGCAGCUCCGGCAUUUGGUUUAAAUACAGCCACAUCAACGAGUACAUUUGGAGGCGGAUUGAACUUUGGUACUGGAUCCGGUUCGCUUUUCGGCAAUACUGCCAACAAGCCUGGAACACUUGGAGCUGGUGGUGGACUGUUUGGAAACACAUCUACUCUUGGAGGAGGUACGGGUGCUUUCGGAACUCUAGGUACCAACAGCUUCGUUACAGGUCUAGGGACGAACACAGGCUUGGGUAAUCUUGGUCAGCCUGCCCAGACAGCAGUACCAAUUCAUCAACAGAUUCUAGCCAUGGUUACAUCUCCGUAUGGUGAUAAUCCUAUCUUCAAAAAUAUCAAACCGCUUGCAGGAGCGACUGAGGAUUCGCUGAAACCAACCAACCCGUCUGCACAGAAAGCUAUUCUUGAAGGGUCCAAUCAGCAAUUUAAAGUGUCGCCAAAAGUUACCGGAAAUGGUGUCAAAGUGAAGCCAGUCGGGUCGGCAACGUUAUCGAAAAAAUCGCUUUUCGAAGGUUUAGAAGAAUACGACAGCACAUUAGAAGAGUCGUUUACACUUAAACCGAACGCGAAACGCUUGAUCAUAAAGCCUAAAUCUACCACUCCAACAAUCACUAUCCAAAAUCGUACAUCCCUGGCUCCUGCUAACAACCAAUCUAAAGAAGAUGCAACAAGGAGAGAAUCUUUCCAAAACCAGAUACCGGUAGAAGCUCAAAAUGGUUCCAACAGCCAAGACACAAGCCGUCGCGUAUCGUGGUUACAGUCAAACGCCCUGGACAAAGUUCGUCAGAUUAAUCGCAUGUCCGAUUCGGUACUGGACAGCACGAUUAAAGAGUUUGCCCCGGUUGGCGGGUUGCAACCAUCCUCUACUGCGUUAGCCAACAAGGAAGCUUCGGCAGUUGAUUCGUCUGGAAGCUCGCCUGCAGCAGUUGCUGCCAUACCCAGCGCCCAGGACGGCGCACAAUCUGCGGUUGUGCCACAGGAAAACACAAAUUCGCCAAUCAAUAUCAACGACUCGUCACUGAUGUCAUCGUCCAAUCGUUCCUUCCUUAACGAAACCGUUAGUGCUAGUGGUGUCGGCGAUGUGUCGGUAGUUUCCGGAAAUGAAACUUUAGAGGAUGCCGAACCGCAUCCGACAGGAAUAGUUCUGCGCAGACCGGGGUACUACACAAUUCCCUCGUUGGACGAUAUUCUGCAGUUGAUGGAUGAGGAAGGUCAAUGUGUGGUGCCCAACUUCACCAUUGGUCGCAAGGGCUAUGGAAACGUAUAUUUCAACGAGCCGAUCGACGUAGCCAACCUAAAUCUGGACGAGAUCGUGCAUUUUCGGCAUAAGGAGGUUAUUAUCUAUCCAGACGAUGAAAAUAAACCGCCGGUGGGCGAAGGUCUGAAUCGUAAGGCUCAAAUAACUCUAGACCAGGUUUGGCCCCAUGACAAAGCGCUGCAUGAACCGAUCAAAGAUCCGCAUCGGUUGGCACUGAUGGAUUACGAAGGAAAAUUGCGCAGGGUUUGCGACAAGCAUGAUACGCGCUUCCUGGAGUACAGACCGGAUACUGGCAGCUGGGUAUUCAAGGUGGAUCACUUUUCUAAAUACGGAUUAAGUGAUAGUGAUGAAGAUGAAACACCGGGUGAUCCGAAGAAGGUGAAAAUGAUGGCUGCCAGCGAGCUAAAACAGCAACCAAAGGAAACUGGAGCCUUACCGAAACAGCCAAAAGGAUCUAGCUUGAUAAAUCGUGAUAAAUCUUCAAUGCAACAAAAAGAUUUCGAUUUUCCGCUCAUGAAUAACGAUAGUAUGGCACCGACAAGUCCCACUGCCGCGUUAGCCUUGGGAAUGGGAACCGACUCACAUAAACUGCAACUCAUGAAGGCAUCCUUCUUUGUGGAGGAUGAUUUUGACCGCCGGUCAGUACUGUCGGAAAUCACCGAUGGAGGGCGAGACAGUCCAGAUCAAACUGUUCCCAAUAAGCCUUUCAUAGGACUUGGUCGAACUCUGACUAGCAGUCUAUAUCUGAGAAAAGCUGAAUCGCCCACAAUAUUGGAGGACGAUUGCAUGCAACUAGACGAAUUCGAUCAACCAGCGCCAAUUUUCACAACUUCGACCAGCAAAAAUUUACAUGAACAAAUGUACCAAGCACGGAGAAAAGAUACUGCAACUGAAAUCCCAAGGCCAAUCGGUCCACGAUCAUUACCGUUGAUCCUCAAACCGCGUGUAGAGUUGGUACACUCGAAUGAUGUGGUUAUUCCGCUCAAACGAUCAAUUUUGAAUCGCUUUCUGGGUAACAAAACUGAUUUGGCCUUUUUCCAUGGGCGCAAGUUUAAAGUAGGCUGGAGCUUCCCAACAUCAUUGGUACAACUUAAUACCAGUGAAAAUUGUUCCCAACUGAAAAAAAGGCAGCUCCUUCCCAUUGCUGAUUUACAUGGCUUCUUCCGAGGGCGGUCCACGCAGGAUUACUCUCCGGCAGUUUUACAGAUGCUACAAAUCCGCUCAUCGGAAGAAUUGGUUGACUUCCAAAAGACAGUUGAAGAUCACCUCAAGAUAGAGUUGAAAUACGACGAAGUUCGAAAAACAAAUAGCAGUGAUUGCCCGUACUACGUAGCUGGUGGCAAGCAUGCUGGUUUGGCUGAUCAUUUCGAAACUGCUAAAAUGAUUGCGGAUGGGGCUGAUGGAGAUCACGAAACGAUCUGCGUUGAAGUUUGGUCCCUCUGUGCUGCUCUUUGGGGUGCUCGAGAGGAACUGGAGGAUGUUGAUGAGAACGCCCAUUUGAGCGUCAUGUUUCGACGAGACCUAUUCUCCGAAUGGAUUGAAACAGUCGUAACAGAGACUUCGUCGAAGGAACUAGCUGCUGCUCUACAAGGAAAAAAACAGGACUAUUUGGAUCAAUUGCUGGAACUCAUCUACACCCACAAAAUAUUGGACGCUUGCGAACUAGCCUUUGAAAAUGACGAUAUAAACCUUUCAAUGUUACUGGCGCAGAUUUCCGGAGGACCGACGGUUCGCCAACUAAUUCAACACCAGCUUAGCUCGUGGCAGGACGUCGAGGCAGAUAGUUUUAUUGAUGUUCGCCGGUUGAAACUGUUCAUGUUGAUCGCUGGUCUCCCGCUAUUAUCGUCCACUCACGGCACUAUUAAUAUAUUCGAACAGCUGCACUGGUUAAAAUCCCUGGCUCUUCACCUUUGGUACUUGUGCUCUCCAACUGCUUCAAUUACCGAUGCGCUGAUCUACUAUGAAUCAUCGUUUCAAGCCAACGAAUUUUUCGCUCUGCCACCUACUCCGAGCUACGCCUCGAGGACACUAAUCAACAGUUCGAAACCUAUUCAUGAUAUUCGGUUCCACUUGCUGAAGCUUUACUCUAAAAGGUCACACCCACUGGAAGCUUUGCUGAACCCAGCCACGCACACACCCGACCCGCUGGAUUAUCGUCUUUCUUGGUUUCUGAUGCAAACAUUGGAAACACUUGGUUAUCGUCACUGCUCCGAGUUAUCGCGUAGUCAGCUUCAUUUAUCUUUUGCGAAUCAGCUGGAAAAUCACGGCAUGUGGCACUGGGCUAUCUAUGUGUUGUUGCAUCUAAACGACCAAUCUAGACGAGAAUUGAGCAUACAGGAUCUGCUUUACCGGCACAUUGAACUGUCUACCGAAGAAGACUACCUUGAGCGAGAACUUUUUGUCAUCGGCGAUCUGGGUAUUCCGGAGAAGUGGAUCUUCUGGGCUAAAGCCGUGCGAGCUGGAGCACAAUUUGACUAUCACCAACAGGCCUGUUUCCUGCUUAAGGCCAAGCAAUGGUCGAAGGCACAUGAAGUUAUCAUGGAACACAUUGCACCGGAUUGUGUGAUUAACGAUGAUGUUCCGUAUCUAAAGUCAUUACUUAAUGAAUUCGAAGAUGUAAAACAAAUUUCUAAUUGGUCUACCAAGGGGCAAAUUUUGCGGGACUUCAUAGACCUCAAUGAAAAGUUUGAUCUUAUCCGAGAUGCUAUUGACGACGAUGUAGCCGAAGCGCGGUUAGAGGAACUGAAACCAAAAUUGUCGGACCUGUGCUCGGUAAUCAAGAUGUUCCCCUGUCCGACACCAAAGCAUCGUCUGUGUCAAAGUGAAAUUGCCCAACGUUUAGCUUAUCUAAUCCGGUCGUUCUUCAGCCAAGACCCACGGAUAAACAGCUGUGCUUUGAUGCGCAGCGCCCUUGAAAAGCUUCCGCUACCGCAAGAAUAUGCUCUAGAGGAACUGAGGCAUAUGCUGAACGCCUUUCUGACAGAGGACCUCCGGAAGCAGGUCUAAUAAAAAAGGUGCAUCGUAAACGUGCAGAGUGAAGCAACAGUUUGAUUUAAUAUGAAUUCCCAUUAAAGAUGCAGCACUACUUGAUAAACAGUGUAUUCAGAAAUAUAGAAAACAAUAUCCGUAAAUGUUAAUAGUUGCGUUUAAUUAAUCGUAUUAUGCCUGAAAGACAACUAAUGCUAUACUAAUAUCGCAGUGAACUAUGCAAAUGCACUAUAUUUGUAAGGUUUUCAAUUAUGUUUAUGUUGAAAAUAGUGGUCAUGAAAUAUAGUAUAUUA